Molecule: messenger RNA, 1001 nt
Organism: Aspergillus nidulans FGSC A4
Lineage: Eukaryota; Fungi; Ascomycota; Eurotiomycetes; Eurotiales; Aspergillaceae
Gene: aspf2
Product: antigen aspnd1
Exons: 3
Coding region: 1-834 (277 amino acids)
Cellular component (GO): fungal-type cell wall
Molecular function (GO): metallopeptidase activity
Source: RefSeq, a predicted model, not a curated record
AUGCAGCUCCUCGCUCUCACUUUGGCCCUCUGCGCCUCAAUCGCGGCUCUUCCCACUCAGCAAACCCCGUUGCCGUUGGAGGACCCGAUCAAGUCUCCUUUCCCCAUCCACCACAGCUGCAAUGCCACCGAACAGCGCCAGCUAGCCACCGCUCUCCAGGAGACCGUGACCCUUGCUGAGCACGCCAAAGACCAUAUCCUCCGUUGGGGCAAUGAGAGCGCCAUCUAUCGCAAGUACUUUGGCGACAGGCCCUCUCUAACCGCCAUCGGAGCAUACGACAUCAUCGUCAACGGAAACCCAGAUAACAUCCUCUUCCGCUGCGAUAACCCCGACGGCAACUGUGCUCUUGAGGGCUGGGGUGGCCAUUGGCGCGGCGAGAACGCCAGCGAUGAGACUGUCAUCUGCGAACUCAGCUACACCACUCGUCGGUCCCUGAGCACAAUGUGCUCGCAGGGAUACACCAUCUCUGAGUGGGAGACGAACACCUUCUGGGCUGGUGAUUUGCUGCACCGACUGUACCACAUGCCUGCUAUAGGACAGGGCUUGGUUGAGCACUACGCGGAUGGAUACGAGGGCGUUUUGGAGCUGGCGGAGGGGAACCGGACAGAAGCUGUGCAUGACUCGGAGACCCUUCAGUACUUUGCGCUUGAGGUGUAUGCAUAUGAUGUUGCGGUCCCAGGUAUUGGGUGUGUUGGUGGAGAGGAAGAGAAUGAUGGCCAGGGUGAAGAACAGACUGAGGAGCCUGCUCAGGAUGAUCAGCAGGAUGAGGCGGCUGAGGAGGAGAUUCCUGAGAAUUGCCAUACUCAUGAAGGUGGAGAGCUGCACUGCACCUAAGUUAUUCACCUUCAGACGAUUCGUGCCAUGACACAUUACCUAUUUUCUGCGACUGCUCCCCGUCCUCACAUCCCUUGAGAAAGAGAAAAGAACUUUAUACGAUCUAUGAUGCAGACUUGGAUGACCACUCGUUUAACCCACCUAUAAUGCAUUAAUAUAUGUCUAUC